Molecule: messenger RNA, 1197 nt
Organism: Papilio xuthus (Asian swallowtail)
Lineage: Eukaryota; Metazoa; Arthropoda; Insecta; Lepidoptera; Papilionidae
Source: RefSeq, a predicted model, not a curated record
AUGAAAAGGAACGGGUCUAACAUUAACAUGGAACGCAUCCAAGAUGUGCCCUACGAUUACUCCUUUAUUGACAACAUGAAUAAUAAUUUGCCUACAAUGGCCAACAACAAUUUAGUUGAUCUCUCACAACAUCCUACCCAAGUCUACGAUUUAACAACACAGGGGAACAUGCAAACCGAUCCUAGUUGUAACAGAGCUAUUCAAACUAAAGGUGCAAUGAACUUUAUAGUUGAUAACAAUGUAUCGUCCCAUCAAUCUACACUAUCAAAUCAAUUUGAAGCCAUAAAUUAUGCGAUUGGAACUAAAAGUGUUCAGCAGCCAUUACAUGAUCUUUCCGCAAUCGAUGCACCAAGUGUUCAGUACAAUAAUAACGGGGAAUUUCUAAAUCCUCUUUCAAUAUUUGAAGAUAUCUCAUCAGUUGAAAGUCAGCAUAAUGACGAAAACAACACUAAAAAUGAAGAAGUUGAUCAAACUUAUUCAGCUUUAGAUCAUUCUACAUUGAGUCAACUCGAAAAACAUAGCGAACUAAACAAAACAAUAAUUCAAACAUUGUUAAAUAACUUCACCAUCGUAAUGUUGCCUAGUUUAUUGGUGAUAGGACAGGGGAUGGAUGCGCCAGGGGCAAAAUGUUUUAUUGAUGGAAAAGCAUUCCAAGGACUUGUGCGCUGUAUCAUGGAUAUCGUUGUAAACUUUCCGCAGAAUUAUAUGAACAAACCGUCAUGUAACAAAGACACCCAAACGGAAAUAGAUUCCAAAGAACCACAGAUCGUUGCAAACAAACAUACGCAGACAGAUGCUGAAUCAGUGUCAGUACCCAGAAUUAAGAUAAACCCACGUUCUAAUAAAGUGCAUCAAAACAAAGAAUCGAGCAAGGAACAAACUCCACGGUGUUGCCAAAAUAAAAACGCAUCAAACCAAAACACAAAUGUUUAUAACAUUCAUCAAGAACAGUUUUAUGAUACCCAGCAACUGUACCCUCAAUUACCAUCCGAUCAGAGCUAUGUUAUGCAGACUCCCGAGUCGAACAGAAACAAUAUGCAGCCCCAAAUGAUGCAAUAUGGAAUGCCUCAAACAAAUGCUAUGCAGAGAACGGAAUCAGGCAAUAAUGGAGUUCAAAUGAUGCAAGGGAUGAAUCCAUAUGGAAUACCUCAUUCUCAAACUGCUAAUACUAUGAUGCAGGUAUACUUAAAGCAAUAA